UUCAAUUCAAUUCAUGUAGCUUUAAACCAAAAAAAGAAAAAAGAAAAAAUUGGUCUGCCUUAUCAUAUCAGUGAAUCACCCCCGAAAACAGUUGCUUCAGUCACUGGACAGUGGGUGGACACUCUCACCGGCGAGCUCACCCAUUACACACUCUCUACAUGCAUUCAUGUCAACCGUUAUCUUCCCUUACAGUUACAGUUACAGUUACAGUUACAGUCUCACACGUGUCCCAUUCAAACUCAACCGCUCAUCUCCUCGAACAAUAACCGUUCGCGCCGCGGCAGUUUCAGCUCCGGCGGAGAAGCGAACCAGGAAGAAGAAGCAGCCGAAGGAUGACGACACUGCGCUCGAGAACGGCCUCCGCUUCAGCUUCAUGGAGGAGCUCAUGAACCGCGCCAGGAACCGUGACUCCGCCGCCGUCUCCGAACUCAUCUACGACAUGAUUGCCGCCGGCCUCAACCCUGGCCCUAGGUCGUUUCAUGGCUUGGUUGUGUCGUACGCUCUCAACGGCGACGAACAAGCUGCGAUGGAUUCGCUGAGGAGGGAGCUCGGUGCGGGGCUUCGACCGGUUCACGAGACGUUUGUGGCGUUGGUGAGGUUGUUUGGCUCUAAAGGGAGUGCUACUAGAGGGCUGGAAAUACUUGCAGCCAUGGAGAAGCUAAAUUAUGAUAUUAGACAAGCUUGGCUUAUUCUAAUUGAGGAACUUGUUCGGAACAAGUAUUUGGAGGAUGCCAACAAAGUAUUCAUGAAAGGUUCUAAGGGGGGCCUUAGGGCCACUAAUGAGAUUUAUGAUCUUCUAAUUGAGGAAGACUGCAAAGUUGGUGACCAUUCUAAUGCCUUAGAUAUUUCCUAUGAGAUGGAGGCAGCUGGCCGGAUGGCAACCACGUUCCAUUUCAAUUGCCUCCUUUCUGUGCAGGCUACCUGCGGAAUACCUGAAGUAGCUUUUGCAACAUUUGAGAAUAUGGAAUAUGGAGAAGAUUUUAUGAAGCCUGAUACAGAGACAUAUAAUUGGGUUAUUCAAGCAUAUACUAGAGCUGAAUCUUAUGACAGAGUACAAGAUGUUGCUGAGUUGCUUGGCAUGAUGGUUGAAGAUUAUAAGCGCAUACAGCCCAAUGUGAAGACCCAUGCGCUGUUAGUGGAGUGUUUUACCAAGUACUGUGUAGUACGAGAAGCUAUUAGGCAUUUCCGUGCACUUAUAAACUUUGAAGGGGGUAUAAAAGCUCUACAUAAUGGAGGGAACUAUGGAGAUCCUCUUUCUUUGUACCUUCGGGCGUUAUGUCGGGAAGGAAGGAUUGUCGAAUUGCUUGAAGCUUUAGAAGCUAUGGCCAAAGAUAACCAUCCAAUCCCCCCACGGGCAAUGAUCUUGAGCAGAAAAUACCGGACAUUGGUGAGCUCAUGGAUUGAACCUUUACAAGAGGAGGCUGAACUUGGUUAUGAGAUUGAUUAUAUUGCUAGAUACGUUGAAGAGGGUGGCCUUACCGGUGAGCGCAAGCGGUGGGUGCCGCGAAGUGGUAAAACACCUCUAGAUCCUGAUUGCGAUGGAUUUAUAUAUUCAAACCCAAUGGAAACCUCCUUCAAACAAAGAUGCGUUGAAGAGCUGAAGUUGCACCAUAAAAAGGUUUUGAAAAACUUGCAAUUUGAAGGACUUGCAGCUUUAGGGGAUGGCGUAUCCGAAUCUGAUUAUAUUAGAGUGCUGGAGAGGCUAAAGAAACUAAUAAAAGGGCCUGAACAGAAUGUUUUAAAGCCUAAGGCUGCUAGUAAAAUGGUUGUGUCUGAAUUGAAGGAAGAACUAGAAGCUCAAGGUUUACCGAUUGAUGGGACAAGAAAUGUUCUUUACCAGCGUGUACAGAAAGCAAGGAGGAUAAACCAAUCUCGUGGUCGGCCCCUUUGGGUUCCUCCUGUGGAAGAAGAGGAAGAAGAGGUAGAUGAAGAGCUAGAUGCAUUAAUUUCACGUGUAAAGCUGGAGGAAGGAAAUACAGAGUUCUGGAAACGUCGCUUCCUAGGGGAAGGCUUAACUAGUGAUCAUGGAAAGCCAAUGGAUGCUGGUACAUCAGAGUCCCCUGAAGUUCAAGAUGAUGUUGAUGAUAUAGAGGAUGCUGCGAAAGAGGUUGAAGAUGAUGAAGCAGAUGAUGAUGGUGAGGAAGCAGAACAGGCUGAAGAGGAAGUAGAACCAGUAGAGAACCAAGAUGUAGACAGGGUAAAGGACAAGGAAGUUGAAGCUAAAAAGCCCCUUCAAAUGAUUGGAGUCCAGUUGUUGAAAGAUUCUAACCAGCCCACUGCCACAUCUAAAAAGUAUAAAAGAAGAUCUCGAGUGCAGGCUGAGAAUGAUGAUGAUGAUGAUUGGUUUCCUUUGGACAUAUUUGAGGCAUUUGAGGAAAUGAGGAAGCGGAAAGUGUUUGAUGUAUCAGACAUGUAUACCUUAGCAGAUGCUUGGGGAUGGACAUGGGAGAGAGAACUGAAGAACAAACCUCCCCGUAGAUGGUCACAGGAGCGGGAAGUUGAGUUGGCAAUUAAAGUUAUGCAGAAGGUCAUAGAAUUAGGAGGGGCACCAACUAUAGGAGAUUGUGCCGUGAUCUUGCGUGCAGCUAUAAGAGCACCUCUACCUUCAGCUUUCUUGACGAUUUUACAGACAACUCAUGGUCUUGGUUAUAAGUUCGGGAGACCACUCUAUGAUGAGGUCAUCUCUCUCUGCGUUGAUAUUGGGGAACUAGAUGCAGCUGUUGCCGUAGUUGCAGAGUUGGAGACCACCGGGAUCUCGGUUUCAGACCAGAUUUUGGAUAGGGUAAUUUCUGCUAAGCAGAAAAUUGACGACCCUUCCAGUGGUGACAUUAUAGAUGUGGAAUUUGCUUCAGUUCCCUUUUCUUCCAAGAGGAAAAAUAAGUUAAACACAGCACCUCAAGUAGAACCUUGUGCAUAACUUGCAUGUGCAAGUUGUCCUUGUUGAAUGAUGAUGCAGAUGGAGAAAAAUGCACCUGAAUUGAUAGUGAUACUUAUAUUACUUUUUCAACAACCCUGUCUGUGUGUCCCUUCUGAAGGGCUCAACGCAGAAGGUAAAUACCUUCUGGACAUAAAAGAGAGAUUGUUUGACAAGAACAACACUCUUUUCAACUGGAACUCAAGUGAUUACACACCUUGUGGUUGGAACGGUGUCCUCUGCAGCACUGGAAUCAAUCCAGUCGUGAUAUCUCUUAACUUACAUGCAAUGAACCUUUCUGGCUCUUUAUCUCCCAGCAUCGGUGGUUUGGUUCACUUGCACCACCUUGAUCUAUCUCAAAACACUUUGUUUGGGGUUAUACCAAUUGAAAUUGGUAACUGUUCAAGUUUGGAGGUUCUUAGUCUUGACAAUAAUCAAUUUGGAGGCCAAAUUCCUGUUGAAAUAGGUAACCUUUCAAAUUUAACAGAAUUGUAUCUUUUCAACAACCAACUUUCUGGGCCUAUUCCAGAGGAGAUUGGCAAACUUUCCUCACUCUCAAUACUUAUUGUAUACACCAAUUAUCUCAAUGGAUCUUUGCCAAGUUCUAUUGGGAAGCUUAAAAAAUUGAGACGCUUCCGCGGGGGGGAGAACAUGAUAUCAGGAAGCCUACCUCAAGAGAUAGGUGGGUGUGAGAGCUUGGAGUAUCUUGGUUUGACUCUGAAUCAGAUAAGUGGUGAGAUACCAAAGUCACUUGGACAGCUCCAGAACAUUCAAUAUUUGGUCCUCAGGGAAAAUAAUCUUCAUGGGGCCAUACCCAAAGAGCUUGGAAACUGUUCCAGUUUGGAGGUUCUAGCUCUUUAUCAGAACAAUCUUGUCGAAGAAAUUCCCAAGGAGCUGGGAAACCUUGCCUUGCUUAAGAGGUUGUACCUUUAUAGGAAUGAGUUGACAGGAAAUAUUCCAAGGGAGAUUGGGAAUCUGUCUCAUGCAUUGGAGAUUGAUUUUUCAGAGAACCUGCUCACAGGAAAGAUACCUGUUGAGUUGGUUAAAAUAACAGGUCUGCACUUGCUUCAUCUUUUUCAGAACAAGCUAAGUGGUGUUAUCCCACAUGAGCUCACCAACUUGAAAAACCUGAGUGAGCUUGAUCUCUCUAUUAACUAUCUGAAAGGUGCUAUUCCUCCUGGAUUUCAGAAUCUGACCAACUUGACCUCUUUGCAACUAUUCAACAAUUCAUUGAGUGGUACCAUUCCUAAAGCACUUGGAGCAAAUAGUCCCCUCUGGGUGCUUGAUUUGUCAUUCAACUACUUGGUGGGAAGAAUUCCAAUCCAUCUUUGCCAACAUGUUAACUUGGUUCUGUUGAAUUUAGGAUCGAACAAGUUCACUGGGAACAUCCCUUACGAAAUCACAAGCUGCAAGUCCUUGGUGCAGCUGCGUCUCUUCAAUAACAGCCUCAGAGGAAGGUUUCCUUCUAAUUUGUGCAAACUUGGAAACCUUUCUGCAGUGGAGCUGGAUCAGAAUGACUUCACCGGUUCCAUUCCUCCGCAAAUUGGAAACUGCAAAAAUUUGCAAAGACUUCACCUUUCUAACAACCACUUUUUGUCUGAAUUGCCAAAAGAAAUUGGUAACCUCUCACAGUUGGUCACUUUCAAUGUCUCAUCAAAUUAUCUUGUUGGUAGACUGCCUAAGGAGCUCUUUUACUGCAGGAAGCUCCAAAGGCUUGAUCUUAGCCAUAACAAUUUCUCAGGUGCUUUUCCAGGUGAGAUAGGAAUUCUUUCACAGUUAGAGCUUCUCAGGCUCUCACAUAACAAUUUUUCCGGGAAUAUUCCUGUGCCCAUAGGAAAACUCUUGAGAUUAACUGAGUUACAAAUGAGUGACAACUUGUUUUCUGGUUGCAUUCCACAUCAAUUAGGUGCACUCUCAUCCUUACAAAUUGCAUUGAAUCUCAGUUAUAAUAAUCUCUCAGGUGAAAUACCCUCUAAGCUUGGAAAUCUCAUCAUGCUAGAAUCCCUCCAACUCAACAAUAACCAUUUGAGUGGUAAAAUCCCAGACUCCUUUGAGGAACUAUCAAGUUUACUUGCCUGCAACUUCUCAAACAAUGAUCUCAGUGGCCCUUUACCUUCCUUACCCCUCUUUCAAAACUCCAAAUUCAGCUCCUUUUCUGGAAACAAAGGACUCUGUGGAGGACAUCUUGGCCCUUGCACAAAUUCAGCCUCGCCCUCUUCUUCAAGUAAACUAGGGAAAAUUCUGGCUAUAGCUGCAGCUGUUGUUAGCGGAGUUUCUUUGGUUUUAAUUGCAUUCAUUAUACAUCUCAUGAGAAAACCCUUGGUGCCGCGGCAAGAUACGGAUAGAUCAUGCUCUCUACCUGUUGCAGACAUGUACUUCUUCCCAAAGGAGGGGCUAACUUUCCAAGACACGGUUGAAGCUACUGAAAACUUUCAUUCCAAAUAUGUGAUUGGAAAAGGAGGUAGUGGAACUGUGUACAGAGCAGACAUAUCAACUGAUCAUACUAUUGCUAUUAAGAAGCUGACAUCAAGCAGCAACAGCAUCAACAAGGGUUGCUUCCGUGCCGAAAUCUUAACUUUGGGGAAAGUGAGGCAUCGGAAUAUUGUGAAAUUAUAUGGUUUCUGCAACUACCGUGGCUCAAGUAUGAUUCUUUAUGAGUACAUGGAGAAGGGUAGUUUGAGGGAGUUACUUGAUGGAGCAAUUUGUAGUCUUGAUUGGGGUGUUCGGUUUAGGAUUGCUCUUGGAACUGCACAUGGACUCUCUUAUUUGCACCAUGAUUGCAAACCAAGGAUUAUUCACCGUGAUAUAAAGCCAAGUAACAUACUUAUUGACCAUGAAUUUGAAGCUCAUGUUGGGGACUUUGGCUUGGCAAAGCUGAUUGAUAUGUCAUGGUCUAAAUCAAUGUCUGCAGUUGUAGGUUCUUACGGCUACAUUGCCCCAGAGUAUGCAUACACAAUGAAAGUCACAGAAAAAUGUGAUGUCUACAGCUAUGGUGUUGUCCUUUUGGAAUUACUCACCGGGAAGAAGCCAAUACAAUCGAUAGAUCAAGGUGGUGAUCUCGUGACAUGGGUGAGAAAUCAUAUCCACAAUCAUUCCUUGUCAAUUGACAUCCUUGAUGCUCGAUUGGACCUGCUAGAUGAAAUGGAUGUUGCUCAAACCUUUGAUGUUUUGAAAAUUGCUCUGUUCUGCACCAACUCGUGCCCUUCUAAACGCCCAAGCAUGCGUGAGGUUGUGUCAAUGCUUACAAGUUCUUGUAAAAGAACAGAGCAAGUCUCCUCCUCUCCAUGUUCAGAAUUAAGUUAGAAAAGAAUGACUAUUUGUUUGUGUACAUGUAUGAUGAACUUUGGACUGAUAUGGGCGGACCGAAUCACUUUACUUUGGGCUUAUCAUUAUCGUGUAACAAAUGGGCCGGGCAACCCAUGGUCCAGCCGGGCCAAAACCCAAGCUAUAAAUAAAAGAGGACCGCCCAAGCGGUGGGGAUCCUAUCAUUUCACGCAUUUUACUCACUUUGU
Messenger RNA from Lotus japonicus, 6426 nucleotides. Its product is annotated as probable leucine-rich repeat receptor-like protein kinase At5g63930. Gene Ontology annotation, biological process: protein phosphorylation; hormone-mediated signaling pathway. NCBI's taxonomy places the organism in Eukaryota, Viridiplantae, Streptophyta, Magnoliopsida, Fabales, Fabaceae. Gene Ontology annotation, cellular component: plasma membrane. Gene Ontology annotation, molecular function: protein kinase activity; ATP binding; protein binding. The record is from RefSeq and is a predicted model, not a curated record.